ACAGACUACUGGGUGUGGUUUAUAAAGUGAGUUCCGUUAGCAGGAAAAGAAAAAAAAACCCCACUCUCUCUCUUUCAUUCACACACACACACUCACUCCACAGCUCUGAAACACACCGCAAAGAGAAAAGCAGAAGAGAGGAAUAAAAGGAGAGAAAAAAAAGAAAAAGGCAGAAGAAGGAAGAAAAGCGAAAGUUUGCGCCUGAAGACAGAGAGAGCGAGCGCGCGCGCUGGAUGGGAGAAGUUGUUCCAGGAGCUGCCUGCUGACGUCAUCGCGUUCUUUUUAAUAAGAUACUUUGUAAUUGAUUUAAAAUACGAAAGAAAGAAGAUCAAAGAUGCCGAAAACGAUCAGUGUUCGUGUGACCACGAUGGAUGCGGAGCUGGAGUUUGCCAUCCUGCCCAACACCACCGGCAAACAGCUCUUCGAUCAGGUGGUGAAGACCAUCGGCCUGAGAGAGGUCUGGUUCUUUGGCCUGCAGUAUCAGGACACCAAGGGUUUCCCAACCUGGCUCAAACUCAACAAGAAGGUGACAGCACAGGAUGUGCGUAAGGAGAGCCCACUGUUGUUUAAGUUUCGGGCGAAGUUUUACCCUGAGGACGUCUCUGAGGAGCUCAUACAGGAGGCCACGCAGAGACUCUUCUUUCUGCAGGUGAAGGAAGGAAUUCUGAACGAUGAUAUCUACUGCCCCCCGGAGACCGCCGUGUUACUCGCCUCAUACGCCGUUCAGGCCAAAUACACCGAUUACAACAAAGACGCACACACAACUGGAUACCUGUCCAACGACAAGCUCCUCCCCCAGAGAGUGUUGGAGCAGCACAAGCUGAAUAAGGAGCAGUGGGAGGAGCGAAUUCAGGUGUGGCAUGAGGAACACAAGGGCAUGCUCAGGGAGGACUCGAUGAUGGAGUACCUGAAGAUUGCUCAGGAUCUGGAGAUGUACGGUGUGAACUACUUCAGCAUUAAGAACAAGAAGGGCACGGAGCUGUGGCUGGGCGUCGACGCACUCGGACUCAACAUCUAUGAACAAACCGACAAGAUGACGCCGAAGAUCGGUUUCCCGUGGAGCGAGAUCAGAAACAUCUCCUUCAACGACAAGAAGUUUGUCAUCAAACCCAUCGAUAAGAAAGCACCGGACUUUGUGUUCUACGCCCCUCGUCUGCGCAUUAAUAAGCGUAUCCUGGCCCUGUGCAUGGGGAACCACGAGCUGUACAUGCGCCGCAGGAAACCCGACACCAUCGAGGUGCAGCAGAUGAAGGCGCAGGCCAAAGAGGAGAAGAACCACAAGAAGAUGGAGAGGGCUAUGCUGGAGAAUGAGAAGAAGAAGAGGGAGCAGGCGGAGAAGGAGAAGGAGAAGAUUGAGAAGGAGAAGGAGGAGCUGAUGGAGAGACUGAGACAGAUUGAGGAGCAGACCAAGAAAGCUCAAGAAGAGCUGGAGGAGCAGACCCGCAAAGCGCUGGAGCUCGAGCAGGAGAGGAAGAAAGCACAUGAAGAGGCGGAACGUCUAGAGAAAGAGAGAAGGACAGCUGAGGAGGCCAAACUCACCCUGCUGCAGCAGGCUGAGAACCAGAUGAAGAACCAGGAGCACCUGGCCACUGAGCUGGCGGAGCUUACCUCUAAGAUCUCUCUGCUAGAAGAUGCCAAGAAGAAAAAGGAGGAGGAAGCCGACUUGUGGCAGCAGAAGGCCACCAUGGUGCAGGAGGACCUGGAGAAGACGAAGGAGGAGCUGCAAAAGACGGUGACGGCGAUUCACGUGCAGGAACCCGUCCACGGAGAGAGCGAUCAUGAGGAGAGCGAUGAGAGCAGUGCGGAGGCCAGUGCCGAACUUACCAACGCUGCCGAUUACAAGGACCGCAGCGAGGAGGAGCGCAUGACCGAGGCUGAGAAGAACGAACGCGUGCAGAAACACCUGCAGGCUCUGAGCACGGAGCUGGCUAACGCUCGCGACGAGACCAAGAAGACGCAGAACGAUAUCAUCCAUGCGGAGAACGUGCGGGCCGGCCGCGACAAAUACAAGACGCUGCGGCAGAUCCGCUCCGGAAACACCAAACAGCGCAUCGAUGAGUUCGAGUGCAUGUAAACGCCAUGAGGGGUCGUGAGCGGCCAGCAGGGGGAGCCACAACCUGGCAACAGUUCCACACCAAGCACAGGCUACAGAUUAGAGUGAAAACAGGAAUAGCAAACGCUAUAGGGGCUACUGUAUCAUUAUAAGGGAGAUUACGCAUCUUUUGUAAUUUUUUUUUUUUUACCUUUAUAAUAAUAUAUACACAUAUAUAAUCUAUAUUUUUCAAACUGCAUGAUGGUUUUAAGAUCAGUUCUGUAGUUUUGUUCAUUUGGGUAGACUCUGUACAUCACUUCACCAACACAAAAAAACUCCGAAUGUGUAAUAACAAAUCAGGGCCAGUUUAUUUACCAAGUGCCGUUAAUUUUUCCGUUGAUACACUGAUGUGUGUGUAAUGACUUCGGCCUACACACUGAGGUUGUUAUUUACAGUCAGUGCCAAUAUGAUGAAGCAGUUUGUGUUUGUCCUUCGAUUCAUUUUUCCGGGUUUAUACGUUUUUAAAAAAGGGCUUCAUAAGUCUCGUAGCAAAUUUAAUUCCGUCUUUUUUAGAAUUGUGAAUAUCUCAUUACAGUUCCGCCUGGCUCAGCACAAUGUGAACAGUAUAAUUAUCUCUGAUUUAAUUAUAAACCUUCAGACUGAUGUACAUCUUCACUGCCCUAAUGAUCAUCCCUCGUGCCAAAUCAGUUUUUACACCAGUCUUCAUUUAUAUAAAUUGUGUGUGUGUGUGUGUGUGUGUGUGUGUGUGUGUGUGAGGUUCCCGUUGACGCCCCUCAGCGACACCAGCGCAGGUCUGUGGACGCUCCCUGCAUUCGCCAAUGCGGUCAAAGUUAAUAUCAAACUGUAAUUUUUUUUUUUUCAACAGUAGUUUUUAUUUUAUUCUAAUUCUAAGCUUUUGUUUUGUUUCCUUUUUUUAAGAAAUAAAAACUUUGCAGUAUUAUUUGGAAAAAUCUGUAUUAGAAAAAAACACACUUAAGAGCAGAGCAUUUUUUUUCCUUGUUGUAGAUUUUAGCUUCAUUUAGCGAGUGUGUGCUAUUUAUACACGACGCAUCGCUAAUACGUUACCGUCGUUGUGUUGUUUAACGCAGCUUUCCGCUGCACUGAAGCAAUAUGGUUAUUUUAUUUCGGGUUUCUUCUUCAGCUCUUGGAUAAUCACAACUGUUGCCGAUACGUCAAAGUUAGAGCAAGACCUUGGAUUAGUUUAUCUUCUGUUCGCCACGUGCCUUCUGUUUAGCCAAUCAAGAACAAGGAUAUUUGCUUUGAAUGUCUUCAAUUAAACUGUCAAUAAAGUAUUACAAAAACACA
Clarias gariepinus (North African catfish) is the source of this 3358-nucleotide messenger RNA. RefSeq names its product moesin a (gene msna). The record is from RefSeq and is a predicted model, not a curated record. The transcript has 14 exons. Gene Ontology annotation, biological process: regulation of organelle assembly; regulation of cell shape; positive regulation of protein localization to early endosome. Gene Ontology annotation, molecular function: actin binding; cell adhesion molecule binding. Gene Ontology annotation, cellular component: apical part of cell; plasma membrane; cytoskeleton. NCBI's taxonomy places the organism in Eukaryota, Metazoa, Chordata, Actinopteri, Siluriformes, Clariidae. The coding region runs from base 335 to 2074 and encodes 579 amino acids.